This is a messenger RNA of Patiria miniata (bat star), 1545 nucleotides long. Its product is annotated as mitotic checkpoint protein BUB3-like. The record is from RefSeq and is a predicted model, not a curated record. The transcript has 7 exons. The coding region runs from base 138 to 1115 and encodes 325 amino acids. Gene Ontology annotation, cellular component: kinetochore; mitotic checkpoint complex; bub1-bub3 complex. Lineage: Eukaryota; Metazoa; Echinodermata; Asteroidea; Valvatida; Asterinidae. Gene Ontology annotation, biological process: mitotic spindle assembly checkpoint signaling. Gene Ontology annotation, molecular function: ubiquitin binding.
UAUCAGACUCGUUGUUUGAAGAAGGCCAGCCAGUGUCUUUGGUCGGAACCAGUCUACACUACACACAAAGCUGCACAUUUCAAAAUCAAAAGGCGUGUGAACGAGACACCGUGAUCCACUGAUACACCACCGCCAUCAUGCCUGAAGUAUCCAACGAGUACAAGCUGAACCAGUGUGCAAGUGAUGGCAUCUCGUCAGUCAAGUUUGGUCCCAAUACAUCCCAGUUCCUGCUGGUGUCCUCCUGGGAUGAAACUGUCCGCUUGUAUGACAUUGAAGCUAACGUCAUGCGCACCAAGUACAAUCAUACCCAUGCAGUGCUGGACUGUUGCUUCUAUGACCAAACACAUACAUACAGCGCAGGUCUGGACCACACAUUAAAGACAUUUGACAUCAACACAAAUACGGAGAGUGUGGUUGGUACCCACGAGGCACCGGUGAAGUGUGUCGAGUACUGUCCAGAUGUCAACGUCAUUGUGACGGGCAGCUGGGACCAGACGGUCAAGUUGUGGGAUCCACGCACACCGUGCAAUGCUGGGUCCUUCUCACAGCCUGAUAAGGUUUACACCAUGGCAGUGUCAGGCGACCGACUUAUUGUAGGCACGGCCGGCCGCAAGGUCUUGGUUUGGGACCUGCGCAACAUGGGCUACGUCCAGCAGCGGCGCGACUCCAGCCUCAAGUACCAGACUCGCUGUAUCCGUUCAUUCCCCAGCAAGCAGGGCUACGUACUGAGCAGCAUUGAGGGCCGAGUUGCCGUGGAAUAUCUGGACCCUAGCCCCGAGGUGCAGAAGAAGAAGUACGCCUUCAAGUGUCACAGGCUAAAGGUAAAUGGGAUUGAGAACAUCUACCCCGUCAAUGCAAUCGCAUUCCAUAAUCUCCACAACACAUUCGCCACGGGGGGCUCGGACGGUUUCGUAAACAUCUGGGAUGGGUUCAACAAGAAACGCUUGUGCCAGUUUCACCGCUACCCAACGACUAUAUCCUCACUGGCUUUCAGCAAGGAUGGGUCAGUUCUGGCCAUCGCGUCGUCGUACAUGUUUGAAGAAGGAGAACAGGAUCAUCCGGAAGAUGCUAUCUAUAUCCGAAGAGUUACAGACCAAGAGACCAAACCAAAGUAGGAAAAGAAGUCCAAGUAGGAACAAAAGCCCAAGUAGGAAAAGAAACCCAAGAAGGAAAAAAAUAAUCUAAGCUAGCUAUUGACAGUCAGUUUUUGUUAGUUACACUAGAAUUGUAAUAAUUACCGGCUUUAAUAAAAAACAUCCUUAUACUUGCAGGCAUACUGACAUUUAAAUAACUUCAAGCCUAAGUUGUCCCUCAGGGCUUUUUUCCUGCUUUUUUUGUGAUGAAUGAAUUGUAAAACUGUAAAUAUUCAGUAACUAGUAAUGAUUUGAUGUUCCUUACAAAUAAAAACAUGCCGCUUUCUAGGGGCUGUUGUAAAAUAAAGCAUUUCGUCACCUUCGUUUAAACAGUAUUGAUUUCGAAUGCAUGUUGUUAAUCAUCCCCCUCGCUCAAAAAAAUUCCACUUAACUUAUUUUUAUCCAUACAUUU